This is a messenger RNA of Psylliodes chrysocephalus, 534 nucleotides long. Lineage: Eukaryota; Metazoa; Arthropoda; Insecta; Coleoptera; Chrysomelidae. The record is from the annotation of a GenBank genome assembly.
AUGAACUCUUUGAGACAAAUUCUCAAUCCCAUUCUAACCUCAAAUUUAUUUAAGAACUUUUCAACUUCAACACAAAAUGUAGCGAAAAUAGGAGCCGCGCAGGAGGACCUCGAUAAAUUGUAUAAAUUCGUGGAAUUGGAAUUAAGAGGUAACGAUCCAGCGGUUUUAAAAAGCUUUAGCAAAUUCGCUGUUACCACUGGAAACCAUCUAGAUGUUGGUACAAAAUCGUGGACGUUACUUAAACCUAAUCAUGAGAGGUACACAUUACUGAAGUCUGUUCAUAUUUAUAAGAAACACAGGGUGCAAUACGAAUAUAGGACUUACUAUGCUUUUGUACAGUAUAAAUAUCUAACAGGGUCUACUGCAGAUACUAUUUUGGAAUACUUAGAAAGAAAUUUGCCUGAAGGUGUGGCACUUAAAGCUACUAAGGUUGAAGUUCAACCUGUACCAGAAUAUUUAGUCCAACCAGAGGUCGAAAAAACAUCUACUGUUAAGGUUGUAAAGCCUGCAGAAGAAAAUACUAACCCACCAUAA